CUCGUUCCGACCCUCUGCACAUUGUCGCUGACCAUCUCUCGUUUCUUGCAGAUAUCGUCGCUGACCGUCUCUGCCAAAUAUCACCACACGCCAUGUCUUGCAGAUAUCGUCGCCGACCGUCUCUUUCGAAUACCACCACGCGCCGUCUCUUGCAGACAUCGUCGCCCACCGUCUCUUUCCCCUCGCCCACCGUUCCCCCUCGCCCUUCAUUCUCCCCUCGCCCUCCGUUCCCCUCGCCCUCCGUUCCCCUCGCCCCCCUUCCUUCCCCUCUCGGUCCCAGUAACUGACUCCCCCUUCGUCCGGCCAUGUUCCUUCCCCCUUUCCCCCUCCCCCUCCUUCCCCUCCGUCUCGAUACCUUACUCCCGCAUAGCGUUCCCAGUAGUCCACUUCCGCGCUGCGUUCCCGAUAUUCUACUCCUCCGCCGCGAUCUCGGGAUUCCACUCCUCCGCUAC
Messenger RNA from Schizophyllum commune H4-8, 452 nucleotides. RefSeq lists its product as uncharacterized. The record is from RefSeq and is a predicted model, not a curated record. The transcript has a single exon. The annotation marks the transcript as partial. Lineage: Eukaryota; Fungi; Basidiomycota; Agaricomycetes; Agaricales; Schizophyllaceae.